UGGCUUCGGGGAUUCCAGGGCCUUGGUGUGAAUUGUGGGGCUUUCCUACCCCAGCAGAGGUUCCUGGGCUGCCCUUCUCGAUGCUUCACUGUUACAGAAUUCACCCAUAAGGGCUUUCUCAGGUCCUCAGCAGCCCACACCUUUUCCUUAUUUCCAUGGAAACGGAUGCAGGUUCUUCUGGCUUUCCCCACUCUCCGGCGCUCAAAUCCUAGGUGUGGGGGCCGCAGAAAUGUCACCCCAAGUCUCCAGAAGGCACACGUGUUCAGCUGUCAGUGAGUCAGGGCAGACCCCCUGGUCAAGCCCGCCCUCUACUGAAAAAUCAAGUCCUCCCACCGGCAGAGCACAGUGUGGAUGGACUUUCUGAGAGCUGUGCAAUAGCUCCUGAGGUGCCCCGGAAGUCUGGGCCACUAUUUCUACCUGGAGGAAAAGUGGGAUGGGGCCCAAACGCAUUGAAAUUCAGAACUCUUGGCAUUAGGAUAGUCUGAAUCAGAUCUAAGCCCACCCCUAGGCAGGAGGAAGCCUCGUUGGGAAACACACUGAGCCUGGGCCUGGUGCACCUGAGGCAGAUCUUUCUUUGGCCUGCUUGCCGGAUACCCUCCCUUGGCCCUGGCUGCUUGUUAUGGGAGCCCUUUCUCCAUACUCCCCUCCUUAGAAUACCCGAAGGGAUUGUACAUUACUGACGUGAAUAAUUUCAACAUCUUUCUACUGAACAGCACUGCUGGGCCAGGCUAGGCGGCCGGGGAGGGAGUCACCCUAACUUCCUCCUUGCCCUGGGCAGAGAGAGGAGUAGGCCUGUCUGGUCUCCCAGCUCCAUCACCCCUGGCGCAGCUGCGGGCCUGACCGUAUCGGGGGCUGGUUGUCAGGGAAGCUUGCCUUCCCUUCUGGGUCACCAGAGCUUUCCUCUGUCCACUUCACAUAGCCAGAAUGGUAGCUCUUGGUGGCUAUCACCAGUCAUUCUAGGACCACGGCCUCUCGUCUGAGGAUGCAGGUGGGAGCUACAAAUACAAAUGUGGGGAUGGGUGAGGCCAUCCCCAAAGCUGUGAACAAGACCAAAUGUACAGUGACCGUCAGCAGGGGACUGGGGAAUGGGCUACGGGGUGAGGGAUUGAGAAUUUGGUCUUGGGGACCCAAAUGUGAAUUUUUCCAUGUAGCUUUCCCCCAGUUCACAGUGAGUCAGAUUUCCGAGUUGUCUGUUCUGGCCACUUUCAUUUCCCCUGGGGCUGGGUGGAGGCUGGUGUAGAAAGGGGAACUGAACCCUCAAUCUUUUAAGGCCUGGGGGCAGGGCUGGGGGCUCUCCUAAACUCCCUGUCCUAGCCCAGAGCUGGGCACUGCCCUGAGGAGAGGCCCGCAGAUGGAGACUUCUUAGCAGCGUGGAGGUGGCACUUAGCAACCACAGCCAAAAAGAUCCCUUUGCCAUGAACCAGCCGGCCCCCAGGCCCCCCCCUCCACCCCGCCGUGUGCGACUCAAGCCCUGGCUGGUGGCCCAGGUGAACAGCUGCCAGUACCCAGGGCUUCAGUGGGUCAAUGGGGAGAGGAAAUUCUUCUACAUCCCCUGGCGCCAUGCCACACGGCACGGCCCCAGCCAGGACGGAGAUAAUACCAUCUUCAAGGCCUGGGCCAAGGAGACAGGAAAGUACACCGAAGGGGUGGACGAGGCAGACCCGGCCAAGUGGAAGGCCAACCUGCGCUGUGCCCUUAACAAGAGCCGUGACUUCCGCCUCAUCUAUGAUGGACCCCGGGACAUGCCACCUCAGCCCUACAAGAUCUACGAGGUCUGCUCUAAUGGCCAUGCUCCUGCAGAGUCACAGCCCAGUGAGGAUUACGCUUUUGGUGCAGGAGAGGAGGAGGAGGAGGAAGAGGAAGAGCUCCAGAGGAUGUUACCAAGCCUGAGCCUCACAGAAGCAGUGCAACCUGGCCCCCCCAUGGCACCCUAUUCCUUACCCAAAGAGGAUGUCAAGUGGCCACCCACUCUCCAGCCACCUGUGGUGCUGGGCCCUCCUGCACCAGACCCCAGCCUCCUGGGCCCCACCCCUGGCAACCCUGCUGGCUUUGGGGAGCUUCUCCCUGCGGUCCUGCCGAGCCUGCAGCCUGGGUCCCUGGCUGCCAGCCUGCCCCCCACAGGCGAACAACUCCUGCCCAACCUGCUGAUCAGCCCCCACAUGCUGCCUUUGACUGACUUGGAGAUCAAGUUCCAGUACCGGGGGCGGCCACCCCAUGCCCUCACCAUCAGCAACCCACAGGGCUGCCGGCUCUUCUACAGCCAGCUGGAGGCCACCCAAGAGCAGGUAGAGCUCUUUGGCCCCGUGAGCCUGGAGCAAGUGCGCUUCCCCAGCCCUGAGGACAUCCCCAGCGACAAGCAACGCUUCUACACAAACCAGUUGCUGGAUGUCCUGGACCGCGGGCUUAUACUCCAGCUGCAAGGCCAAGAUCUGUAUGCCAUCCGCCUGUGCCAGUGCAAGGUGUUCUGGAGCGGGCCCUGCGCCUCAGCCCACGGCUCACAGCCCAACCCCAUCCAGCGGGAGGUCAAAACCAAGCUCUUCAGCCUGGAGCAUUUUCUCAAUGAGCUCAUCCUGUUCCAGAAGGGCCAGACCAACACCCCACCACCAUUUGAGAUCUUCUUCUGCUUUGGGGAGGAGUGGCCUGACCUCAAACCCCGAGAGAAGAAGCUCAUCACUGUACAGGUGGUGCCUGUAGCAGCUCGGCUGUUGCUGGAGAUGUUCUCAGGGGAGCUUUCUUGGUCAGCUGAUAGUAUCCGGCUACAGAUCUCAAACCCAGACCUCAAAGACCACAUGGUGGAACAGUUCAAGGAGCUCCAUCACAUCUGGCAGUCCCAGCAGCAGUUGCAGCCUGUGGCCCAGGCCCCUCCUGUGGCAGGUCUUGGUGCUGGCCAGGAGGCCUGGCCGAUGCACCCAGUCGGCAUGCAACAAUGAGACUGCGGAUAGUGACUGGCACGGGCUUCCCAGGUGUCUGUGUGGAUUCAUGUGGAGGUGCAAUGGCCCCAGUUGGCACCUGAUUGGCUCGCAGGUCCUCUCUCUGGGUCUUCUGGAAGUGGAUUUGUGCUAAGGAGAGGGAAGAGAGCUCUGUGUUCCAGGCUCUCCUCGCAGCAUCUGAGGGAAGCUAGAAGCCACUUUUGCUUUCAGGGCUCAGUCUUCCUGGAUGUGCCUCGCCUCUGCUCACUCUGGAGGAACUCAGCCAUCAGCCCCAGUGAGCAGAGAACUCCCCCAACCCUAGGGGCCUAGCUGAGAGGGAUCUGUCCCAGAGUGGCCCACCCUUGUGGUUGCCCCCCAAUUCCUCAGGCAAAAACAGUCAAGUGCUGUGGGCCAUGCUCUCUCAACAGGGCAUGGGCCUGAUCUGAUUUGGGGGUUCCCUAGUUUGAGCCUCACACCCUCAUAUCUGAGACAGAUAUGCACAUAGGUAUUAUACCAGAUGCUUAAGGCUGGCAGCUACCUCCUUGAAAGAACAUGGAAUAGAAGUGGAAUUUUAUGUAUUUUUCAAUUAAUAAAUAUUGAAAAGAUCCA
Messenger RNA from Leopardus geoffroyi (Geoffroy's cat), 3518 nucleotides. RefSeq names its product interferon regulatory factor 5 (gene IRF5). Gene Ontology annotation, molecular function: RNA polymerase II cis-regulatory region sequence-specific DNA binding; DNA-binding transcription factor activity, RNA polymerase II-specific; protein binding. Bases 1416 to 2930 code for a protein of 504 amino acids. Lineage: Eukaryota; Metazoa; Chordata; Mammalia; Carnivora; Felidae. Gene Ontology annotation, biological process: regulation of transcription by RNA polymerase II; immune system process. Gene Ontology annotation, cellular component: nucleus. The transcript has 9 exons. The record is from RefSeq and is a predicted model, not a curated record.